AUGACAGAACCCGCUCCCUGGCACGCCUCCUUCCCAAACCCCCGCACCUCAGACCCCGCGGCGCUUCCCCGCCCAACCCUCCGCCAAUGGCUCCAACAAGGUACGAAAACCCCCGGGUCUGAUUUCCUGCUCGUCGACCUCCGCAGGACAGAUCAGGAUGGAGGCACGAUAAGGGGCUCGCUGAAUCUGCCCGCGCAGAGCCUUUAUCCGACCUUGUCGACACUGUAUAGCCUUGUUCGCGCGGCGGGGGUGAAGGACGUGGUUUUCUAUUGUGGGUCCUGUGGUGGUCGCGGCACUCGCGCCGCUGGGUGGUUUGCGGACUAUCUUGCCGACCAGGGUGCGGAUGGUGAGGUGAAGAGUUGGAAAUUAGAGGGCGGAAUCAAGGGGUGGGUUAAUGAGGGAGAAGAUUAUACGGCGUUAAUGGAUGGGUUUGAUGGAGCUGUUUGGGCGAAAUAG
Molecule: messenger RNA, 456 nt
Organism: Aspergillus puulaauensis
Lineage: Eukaryota; Fungi; Ascomycota; Eurotiomycetes; Eurotiales; Aspergillaceae
Product: putative arsenate reductase (Arc2)
Exons: 2
Coding region: 1-456 (151 amino acids)
Source: RefSeq, a predicted model, not a curated record